Molecule: messenger RNA, 1527 nt
Organism: Dracunculus medinensis (Guinea worm)
Lineage: Eukaryota; Metazoa; Nematoda; Chromadorea; Rhabditida; Dracunculidae
Source: the annotation of a GenBank genome assembly
AUGGAUCAGUUUUUCUAUCGUUGUUUACGGGGAAAAUCGCAUCAGAUGUUGGGAAAUUAUAUCACCAAUGGACCAUUUGAAUUUUUUCUAUGUGUUGGCGAAUUUUUUGGAGUUGAUGAAAAAAUUAAUAGCAAAGUGAUGAAUGGCGAUAUCGAAUUCCCAAUCACCACUUACAUAUUAGUUUUAGGUCCAUGUUCUCCUUCAACUUCAACUUGUUAUCCGGAAGGUCGUACUGAAUUCUCACCAAAUUUGAUUUAUCUUGGUAAGCGUGGUAUAUUAAAUACAAUUUCUGGAUUGCAAAUCGGUUAUUUAAGCGGUAUUGAAAGUGAAAAAGCAAGUGAUUUUGAGUUUGAUAAAAAUAGUGUUGAUGAGUUAUUAGCUCCUGUCAAGGUCGGUUCAUUUACGGGAAUCGAUAUACUUCUUACGUCAAUGUGGCCAGCACAGGUUGCUAAGUAUUCCCCCAAUCAGCCUUCGGUAGAAAUCAGUGGUAGUCCUUUAAUAUCAAGGCUAGCCUCUGGAUUAAAGCCGCGCUAUCAUUUUGCAGGAAUGGGAGCGCAUUAUGAGAGAACUCCUUACAGGAAUCAUCGUGUGCUAAUGGAAUUGGCUCAGCAUGUUACUCGUUUUAUUGGUUUGGCACCAGUGAAUAAUCCUGAAAAACAUAAAUGGCUCUAUGCUUUUUCGAUUACUCCAAUGCGAAAUAUGUCUCGGGUUAACUUGGCUGCUCAACCAAGCAAUACUUCUGAAUUUCCGUAUAUGGAACUUAUCUCUCAAAUGGCAAUUCACGAUCAAAUAAUAAACAAACAAAAGAGGCACCAACAUCAAUAUUUUUUUGAUAUGUCCGAUCAGCAGCAUGAAGUUUCACCUUACAAAAAGCGUCGGAAGAAAAACGGUAGGCUUCAGGAUAUUGAACAGUUCGAUCCUCAGUCAUGUUGGUUCUGCUUGUCAAAUCCUAGUUUUCAGAAGCAUUUGGUGGUUUCGGUAUCAACACAUUCUUAUAUAGCCAUGCCGAAAGAUCAUAUUCAAUCAAUUGUGGCAUCUUCUAACGAAUUACGUGAGGAUAUACAAAAGUUUAAGGAUAGUCUGACUUUGAUGUUCAAUAAAAAAAAUAUGGUUCCUGUAUUUUUUGAGCGCAACUUCAAAACACAACAUUUACAAAUAAAUGUUGUGCCAGUGCCCAAAAGUUGUUCGAAAGCCCUUCGGAUCUCAUUUAUCAAUUCAUCAAAUUUGAAAAAUCUGAAUAUGGUUUUUUUGAAGAAGGAUCAGCAGAUAUGGGAUAUGGUUAACGAAGGGUGUCCUUAUUUCUAUUUGGAACUGCCCGAUGGUACCAGGAUGUUCUCUCUAAAAAUGCAAAAUUUUUCUCUACAAUAUGCGAGAGAGGUAUUAGCAGAAAGACAGCUCUUGAACUGUGAAGAGAAAGUUAACUGGCGUUCUUGUGAACUGAAUAAACGACAAGAAGAAGAACUGGUUGCAGAUUUAAAGAAAUCAUUCAAACCAUACGACUUUACGGAUGACGAUGACGGCAACUAA